AAGAGACGGGCUUCGGACUACGACGCUGAGCUCGCAGUCGGUUGCCAGCAGAAAGUCCUCGAUCGUUCAUGGGUGCGGUUCUGCCGCGUGCAACGCGUGUAGUAGUCGGAGUGUGCGUGUGGAAGCGUUGUGUCGUCGGUUGUAGUUUCUGAAUUUGAUUCGACCAGUCAGCAUUGGUACAGCGCUUCAAAGCGACCGAAAAUUGAAGAACAAAAGUAGAAACAUCUCAAAAUUUUCCGACGCACCCGUGUGGAAGAGAAGGAGAGAAGAUUGAAUCGACGCAAGAGUGGGUUCUAUAUAGGUACGAGAGAGAGAGUGAGAGAGAGAGAGAGAGAGAGAGAGAGAGAGUGAGCCGGUGAUUCAUCGCCACACUUCGAAAGGACCAACUCAGCAGAGAGCAUCGUCUGCGAGGCUUAUUGCAUUCCGCUUCGAAGCUUCCCAGCUCAGUACAGCAGCAUCGAUCGAUCGUGCCACAUUCGACAUUCGGCCAGCGUGAAAUCGUCAAGCUUUCUCGAGCGCCAAGUGAAAACGACGACGCAAGAGCCGAGCCAACAACGACGUGGCGUAGCCAUCUUGUCUGGCAGCAGUACAGCAGUAUCAACGGUGAACCCACAGCGCCGUCCCCGCCGACGGCCUGCAUCAUCAGUAACAGCGGCAGCAGCUUCCCAGGAAGCUUCUUCGUCCCAGGCCAGACCAGCUUGUUUAAGCUGGCCGCCUACGAUCCAGUCAGCAGCGAGCAGCAGCAGAGGCACAUCGUCGCCAGUAGUUCGGAACACCAUCGCCAGGGGGACCCGACGCGACAUCACGUACGCAGCAUCAUCGAAGCGGUCCAGUGUCGCAGGAGGCCAUCUGUAACAGUUCUGUCGUGAUAAAUUCGAGAGUUCCGCAAGAUCAGUGAAAUGAGGUUAGAAAUCGUAUCGGCGGCGGACUUCCUCGUGCAGCUGCUGCGCCUGCAAGCCGGACAACUGUCCGAGGGCCAGCUGCAGUCGUUCAAGAGCUCGCUGACAGAGCUGCUGAGGCGUCGCUACCGGGACCACUGGUUCCCCGACAAGCCGAACCGGGGCAGCGGGUACCGUUGCAUCCGCAUAAACGGCAAGAUGGACCCCGUCAUCGCCCAAGCUGGCAUCAACGUCGGCCUCGUGCCGACUCUCCUGCACAGCCUCUUCCCCAGUGAGUUGACUAUGUGGAUCGAUCCUGCAGAGGUCUCCUACAGGAUCGGUGAGAAUGGAUCCAUCUGCGUGCUGUUCGAGGGUUCGCAAGAGUCCUCCUCGGCCUCCAGCAGCUCGGGCUCGGGCUCGGUCGACGAGCACUACCACCACCAUCUGCAUCACCAGCCCCAGCACGUCCAGCAGCAUCACCACCAUCAUCACCAUCACCAGCAGCACCACCAUCACCACCAGCAGCAACAGCCGUUCGAGAGUUGCAAGGACUCGCUGCUGCUCGAGCAUACGCAGUUCAGCGAGCAGAUCGCUGCCUUCGUCUCCAGUUGAAUGAGCCGGAGGACGGCUACAGCUGGACGCUGAGAGGAGAGCGGGAGUAAGAAUCGAAUGACUGAAUGCGUGAAGAUUAAGGAUUACGAGUUUUUGGGUUGAUUACCGGUACCACCACCACCACCACCACCCAUCCACCAGCAUUACUAUUAGUUUCUCUAUUUUUUUUUAUUUAUAACAUGAAAUAAAGUUGCAAACUUUAUUCCGAAGUGCGAGUCUUGAAAGCAGUUGUCGUUGAGUCGUCAUCUGUAAUGAUUAUUGCCCUUUCUUUCACCGGCCACACUGUUUUAUUUACCGAGACUGCAAAAAGCAUACCACACCAGCAGCAUCUCCAAGAUGGAUAACGAUGGUGAUGAUGAUAAUAACGUAGAUGAUUCGAUUUAUCGACUGAAGAUGUAGAAGUGCACGAGGGAGGAAGAAGUUUAAUUGUGUAUAUUGUAAUCGCAAGAAUAAAUUUGAAUGUUCGUGAUUUUUGAAGAAGAGAUGAGAGUCCCUUUUUUCUGCCGGAGCGCCGACGUAUAUACACGUAUGUGCAUACCUCGGCUGUGCGCAUCCAGCACCGGCGCCAUUAUACUCGUCCUCGGCCACUGCUCCGAGGAGUGAUUUACACGAUGAUCUCAUGAGAGGAUGGCCAAGCGAUCCGGCCAUUUCCGCAGUUGUUUUUUUUCUUCGGAGAGGAGCAAAAGAAGCGAGAAGAAGACCUGCAGUACCCCGCUACUUUCCACUUGGCAGAGCGAAAGAGAGAGAGAGAGAGGAGUCCGAAGAAGGAGAAGCAGGAGAAGAAGAAGCUGUUGGAUUCGUCCGUCGUUGGAGCAUCGACGAAGGCGACACGCUCUGUCGUCGAUCACAAACACGUAAACUUAUAAUUACACAGCUACACACACACACACACAUACACUUUUGAACUGCGCGCGUACGCACAACUGUACAUAAGAGACGUAUGCUGACGCGCGUGGACAGCGUUGUACAAACACGAAAGAACAAAAAUGGGAAAACAGCAAAUUCGUGUGUGGGCGUCGCGUGCGACUUUUGCGAGGAUUUCCUCUGGCCGUCGGACGCGUGCAUCGGCCCACAGCUGAUGCGCGCCGCCGACGGGUCGGGGAAACGCGCGCGAACGUCACACGCACUGGCCAGUCAGCCGCGGUUAUUAUAUAUUACAAACGAGAGAGAAAAAGUAAAUUCUUUGUGUAUAUUGUAUCCUUCGAGAUGAUGAAGCGAACCGACAAAACAAAAACAAAACAGCUGUGAUUUUCUUCGCGGGAGGGGAGAAUGUGAUUGAGAUUCGUACAACACAGGGGGGUUCAACGUGAAAAUUUUUUUCGAGUGGCUUCUUUUGUGACUGUGUGCCGCAGUAUCCGUGAGAGUGAAUGGGAGAAAAAAUGUUUCUGUGUUUCGAUCCGGUGGCUCCUUUAUGGUGAACGAGUUUACGGUUGGGCUAAAUCCAAGUCAUUUUCUUUUUUUUAAUAAAACAUAAAUGAAAAAAAAAACAAAAAAUAGUUUAGUUAUAUUACACGUGUGUUGUUGUUUUGAAGCAGUUGUAUAUUUGUAUUUAUAUAUUAUUUAUGAAGAAAAAACGCGAAUCAGAUCUCAUCGGCGCGCGGCUCCGAGAGCCCGCGACCGAGCCUGUCCAAAACAAAGUAAUCGGUUCACUGGGUGAAUAAAUUCGUUGUAUUUUAUAUAUAUAUAUAUAUAUAUAUAUAUAUAUAUAUAUAUAUAUAUAUAUAUAUAUACAUAUAUAUAUAUAUUUGUAUAUGUAAAAAGCUGUUCGAAUGACAAAAAUAAAAAUAUAUAUAUAUAUAUAUAUAUUUAACGUAAUAAAUUGUACAAAAAACGCGUAGAGUGAGAGUGUGAGCGAAAAAAACAAGCUUCAGAAGCUUAAACUUUUUCGACAAUCAACUAGACGUCCGUACACCAAAGGAGGAGCCACUAGCCAACGACUGGAAUUCUUACAAGGCGUAAUUAUUAUAAUAUUUACACAGACACACAGACACAAACUGUAGUCUUUCCUUCUCCGAUGUGUGCCUCGUUCUAUCGUAUCGCGCGUGAUAGAUAAUGACGUACGAUCGAACGAUCCGCACCGAGAAAGCCGCAGCGGGGACGCGCCGAGUCUCCUCUGCCGUAUACGCGCGCUGAGUUUCAUAAAGAAUUUUAAGAUAUUACUGCAGAUUAUGGUUAUAAGUUAUCGAUACACAAAUAUACGGUCGGAUUGAUAAGAGUGCAUUUGCAAUUUUUUUUCUGUCCUUCACAACUUACGCAUAUAAUAUAUACAUAUAUAGGGAGUAGCGAGAACAAGUGAGUCGAGGGGAAGUUUCAGCUGUGUGCGUGCAUGUUACGUUGCUCGAGUGUCUUCUGUGUGAAAGUUUGCUCGCCGGUUUGUGUGUGUGUGUGUGUGUGUGUGUGUAUUUCCGUGCGCAUGAGAAAUAACGAGAGAGAACACACUGACUGAUGAUGAUGAUGAACGAGAGAAAUUUAUCGCGCUCGGCGUCGAAGAACAAAGGCUCUUGUACGUAUAGAAAAUAGUUAAAAGAAAAAAUAAAAUAACCACGUCUGUGAUUAUAAUAAGUGUUAUAUAGAGGAGAGAAUGGACUGCGUGAAUGAGGGACUCGGAGAGGUUACGCGUCGUGCCAGGCUCUAAACGGGAGCUGAUUGUAACAUCCGAAUGCGUUUCUCUUUUCGCAAAUUGUACCUCGCGGUCGUCUGUACGGCUUCGGUGAGGUACACUUUGGGAUCGGACCAGCAGCGUCGACCGAAAUCCAAACGAACACCCUCAGCGGCGCUCGUUUCGUUUUCGCUCCGAUAGAACGGGGAGAAAAGACCUCGGACGACGCGCACCUCGACGACGCACCUCAUGAUAACGAAGAAAAACAAAAAUCGGCGUACACUGUAAUUGAUUGAAAAACAACAAAAAAUUAAGUGAAUUGCUGCACGCGUCCUCGGAUCAAUGCAUGUAUAAAUAUGUAUAUGUACUAAAGUUAAACACGGCCGAUCGAACGAUAUUCUUUUCUUAUACCAUACAAUAUACUUUACUCGUUACUCGUAACGAUCAUCAUAAACUAUAUACAUAUUCAUAUACUUUGAAUUCGUUCGUUUUUCUUUCUCCUUCUCCGAGAGAGUUGGCGUCGACGUAAUUGACGGCUCGGCGAAACGCUCUUCCAUUACUUCCGGGGUAUAUACGCGAACGAUCGCGCAAGCGAGAUAUAACACGGUGCUUAGGAUAGGUUUCGCUCGCUCGCUAGCGAGCCGCGGUCAAACGGACCUUUCUCCGGCUUCCAGCGCCAAAACCAUUACGAAAUCUCGCAUACACACGGAGAGCAAGUUUCCAUCGUCGCCAGUGCCAGCGCCAGUGCUUCGACGGAGGGCUGCUCCUUUUGAGAAAUGUUCACCCUUCACACUUUCGUCGAGCAUUCGAGAGAAUUGGAGCUGGAAAAAGGUCGCUUUGGCCCGGACGCUUUCGAGCACACAAUGAGAGCGAGCGAGAGCAAGUGGCGAAAGAGAGAUUUUUUAAUGCUUGCGAUUGCGUGCGCGAGUCCCGCGUUUCUCCUUCCGAGCCGUGGAUUUUUUCGAAAAGAAACGAGCGUCGCGGGGCACGCGGAGACGAGCGAACAUCAAACGCGAUACUCGCGCUUAAUCCUUUCUUUGACGGCUACCUUUUUCCCUUCGUUAUUUUCUCAUAUCCUACUGCGUACGUUAUAGUGAGAAAACACGAUACACGCGAAAUAUUCGAUAACGAGGGCGAUGAACAUACUGUAAGGGGAAAUAUGUAACGAGUGCGAUACAAACUAUCGAAAGAAAGACGAAUUGUAAUUAUUAUAAAUUGUAUGAUAACACACACACACACACACACGCGCGCACACACAUACACAUACACACUUACACGAGAACAUGUUAUAAUCAUUAUUAUUAUUACUAUACACUACUGGAUUGUUUAAGGUUCAAAGCGAGAUGGCGUGCGCAUUAUUAUGUAUACAUACUUAUAUAUGUGUAAGGAGAAUAUAUAACGAUAUAAUGUCGAUAAAUGAACUUGUAACUAUACAUAGAGUCCUUCAGGAAGAAUUUGUACAAACAAAAUCCGUCGCCCGGGGGCUCCGUUAUCCCGGGCGGCGCCGGCAAGUCUGUGAUUUUAGCUUGGUUAAUUCAGUAUUUUUUUAAAAUAUAACAAAAAAACGAAAAAAAUCGAGAACGAAAUCAACGCGAUGAAACGUAAUUAAAACCAGAAAAAAAUGCAAAAAAACAGAAAAAUUACGCGAAUACAGAUCGACGAAUACAUAUAAAAAAAACAGUAAACUCAUGCGAGAAACUUUUUAAAUGUAUAACAAAAAAAAAACGACAACUGUCGGAAACGCGAGCGCGAGAUUUUGAACCACGAGAGUCUACAGCGAGUGUGUGAAUGCGAUCCUUAUUAUUUAUGCGACGACGAUAUACACAUGUAAAAAAGUGCGUGAAUGCGAUGGAAUGCCUGAUGCGAGAAGUUCAAUCGUUCUUGUCGAAGAGAAUCGGUUUCUUUCUUCUUCUCCGAUCCGCGAGCAAUGGAUUUGUGCGAGUGCGAAAGAGCGGCGAGCGUGUUCGCUUCUUUUUUUAUAUAUAUAUGUAUGAAGAAGUUGCGGUAUAUAUGUAAAAAAAUUACAAAGGCGAGAACACACACACACCCACAUAUAUAUAUAUAUAUAUAUAUAUAUGUAUGUGUGUGUGUGUGUGUGUAUGUGACGUCGACUGCUGUGUCGUACUGUGAGAGGGGUUAUGUUGCUUUUAUUACUUCGAAUGGGCGAAGAGAUAGAGAGACCGAAACAGAUGAUAAUGAGAAACCGGUGGAAAAAAGGGACGACAAUUGGUUAGUUUAGCGAGAGGGGGCGAGGAGGAGGAGGAGGACCCCUUGCCGCCCUUCGUGCUCUGCUGCUGUUUACGUGGCCUUCGAAUCUCGAACGGACGUGCGUCGCCCGGUCUUUUUAAUUUACUUUGCUGCUUCCUAACGUUUUUAUUUAAUGCACACACCUCUUUUCAGUUAUUUAUAGUUUUUUCGUUUGUUCAUGAAACCUUUUUGGGGGCGAAAAAACCAAAAACUUGGGAAAAUUGUACAAAGUUACGCGGUUUCCGUCGAUUUGUGAAAUCGAGCCGCGACAAUUGUGAUUAUUCUUGUAAAUAUACCUAAGGGUUAAGGGGGGUCGGGAGGUGAAACGCGCGCGCGAGUGAUAAUAUUUAUGACGUAUAACAUAUACGAAGAGGCGAAAAAGAGGAAAACGGUAAGCGAGGCCAACGCGAUCGAGAUUCGGGGGCGGGAACUGCUGGGGGUUUCGAACUUUAGAGUUCACACUUACACACACGUACACGUACACAAACACACACAUGAACAUGACUAUAAAACUCAACGACAACCAGUACAGGUUCUGUAAUCAGCGUGCGAUAAUGUUGUUAUGUGGAAUUAAAAUUUAACUAUGUAUCGUACAAAUGUAAAUUCGAAUUUUGCCGAACGUCGAACUCAUAUAGAAUUGGAUUAACGAUUAACGAUUAAUGAACAUGUCAAACAGAAAUUGUAAAACUGAAAUAGCGUUAUAUUGUAAACUGCAUCAAUGAACACGACAUAUAUACAUAGUUCAAGCGAUACACACAGCCACACACACACACGCAGCCACAUCAACACCCACACAUUAAUAGGCAGUAUAUAAAGCGAAGAUAAACAACCCGGGUGAAUUCGUAGACUUGAUGAAUUUUAAGGAAAAAUAAAAUGUAGGUGUACCGUAAUGAGAAGAAAAAACUCUACAAUGAUCUAUAAUUACGAUAUCUCUAUGAUUAUUGUAUCAUCAGUGUAUAAUUAUAUUUAGUUCGUAGGUCUCUCGUACACGAUAUUCUAUACAUAUUAUAUAUAAAGUAUAAAUAUAUAUAAAUAUAUAUCAUUUAAUGCUUGUACAUACGCUCUCGAGCUCGAAAAAAUUAAAAACUUUAUGCGCGUGCGUGGGAGAGUGCGAGAGUGAGAAUGACGGAGUGCGCGCGAGUAUAUAUGCAAGAGGAGAAUCUAUAAUUUUUUCGACUGUUUUUGUACAGAGAUACACAAAAUAAUGAUGAUAAUAAAAAUGAAACAAAAGGCCUCGUGCUUAUGAAAUUUCAUGAAUACAAAAAAUA
Messenger RNA from Nasonia vitripennis (jewel wasp), 7604 nucleotides. Its product is annotated as protein BTG2. The transcript has a single exon. NCBI's taxonomy places the organism in Eukaryota, Metazoa, Arthropoda, Insecta, Hymenoptera, Pteromalidae. Gene Ontology annotation, cellular component: cytoplasm; nucleus. Gene Ontology annotation, biological process: negative regulation of mitotic cell cycle; negative regulation of cell population proliferation. The record is from RefSeq and is a predicted model, not a curated record. The coding region runs from base 900 to 1490 and encodes 196 amino acids.